Molecule: messenger RNA, 351 nt
Organism: Acanthamoeba castellanii str. Neff
Lineage: Eukaryota; Discosea; Longamoebia; Acanthamoebidae
Exons: 3
Coding region: 1-351 (116 amino acids)
Source: RefSeq, a predicted model, not a curated record
AUGGACAAGGGGAAAGCUCAUGUGGCCGCUGACUACGAGGACUAUGUAGCAGAAGAGGAGGAGGUCAUCGACCUGACGCAGGAACCAUUUCGUGCAGGAGAUGAGGGGCAGCAGUCGCACUACUUCGAGGACCCAUCUGUACCGCCCGAUGACGAAAAGGUCAUGAACGGCUCGUUUGACGCGGACGACGACUUUCUUAGCUCCCUCGACGUCGAUGCCAUGAGAUUCUACUUUGCUGCAUUAACAGGUGAACCAGCACAAAGGACAGGCCACGACUACCACCUCGGCUUCACCAGCCCUAACCAGGGCGUCUCGGGCGUCGAGUUCCUCGAAGGCAAUAGCAUCAGAUGA